GGCCGUCAGGAGGGUCGCGUUUGUUUCCGGAAGUGCCCUCUCCCGCGCUGGGCCUAAGCGGAGGCGUCAGUUUGGCCUGACCCGCUUCGUCGCGGGGAGAGGCCAACGAGGAGCCCUGAGCCGCGGGGAUGGAGAUGACCAGGAGCAAUUUUAAGGAAAACCUUGGCAAAGUUUAUGAAGCUAUUGAGGAAGCAGACUUCUUGGCGAUUGAUGGAGAGUUUUCAGGGAUCAGUGAUGGACCAUCGGUCAGUGCACUAACCAAUGGCUUUGACACGCCUGAAGAAAGGUAUCAGAAACUGAAAAAGCAUUCCAUGAGUUUCUUGCUGUUCCAGUUUGGACUUUGCACUUUUAAAUAUGAUCUCACAGAAGCAAAGUACAUCAUGAAAUCAUUUAAUUUCUAUAUCUUUCCCAAACCUUUCAACAGAACAUCUCCAGAUGUCAAAUUUGUCUGUCAGAGUUCAAGUAUAGACUUUUUAGCAAACCAGGGAUUUGAUUUUAAUAAAGUUUUUCGCAAUGGAAUCCCUUAUUUAAAUCAAGAAGAGGAAAGGCAGCUACGGGAGCAGUAUGAUGAAAAGCGUUCUCAAGCCAAUGGUGUGGGGACUUUGUCUUACAUCUCCCCGAAUGCCACCAAAUGUCCUGUGACUAUUCCAGAGGACCAGAAGAAGUUCAUUGAGAAUGUAGUAGAACGAAUAGAAGAUCUCUUACAGAAGGAAGAAAGCACCAGCUUGGAGUUGGAGCCAUGCACAGGAUUCCAGAGGAAGCUGAUCUAUCAGAUGUUGAGCUGGAAGUAUCCAAAAGGCAUCCAUGUUGAAACUCUGGAAACGGAGAAGAAAGAAAGAUAUAUUAUUGUUAGCAAAGUGGAUGAAGAGGAGCGCAAACGGAGGGAGCAGAUGAAACAAGCUAGAGAGCAGGAGGAACUUAACGAUGCCGUGGGAUUUUCCCGAGUCAUUCAUGCAAUUGCCAAUUCUAGCAAGCUUGUGAUUGGCCAUAACAUGUUGCUGGAUGUCAUGCACACCAUCCACCAGUUCUACUGCCCCCUCCCGGAGGAACUUGGUGAAUUUAAAGAAGUAACGACCUGCGUCUUUCCAAGGCUCCUGGAUACUAAGCUGAUGGCCAGUACCCCGCCAUUCAAGGAGAUUAUCAGCAACACAUCUCUUGCAGAGCUAGAAAAGCGUCUAAAGGAGAGACCCUUCAGCCCUCCAAAAGUCGAAAGCGCAGAAGGAUUCCCGAGUUACGACACAGCCUCCGAGCAGCUUCAUGAAGCAGGUUACGAUGCUUAUAUAACCGGCCUGUGCUUCAUCUCCAUGGCCAACUUCCUAGGUUCCUUCCUCAGCCCUCCCAAGAACCCCAUGUCUGCCACAUCAAAGCUCAUUGAGCCUUUUUUCAACAAGUUAUUUCUGAUGAGAGUGAUGGACAUCCCAUAUCUCAAUUUGGAAGGACCUGACUUGCAGCCAAAGCGAGACCAUGUUCUUUAUGUUACGUUUCCAAAAGAGUGGAAGACGAGUGACCUUUACCAGCUUUUUAGCGCUUUUGGUAACAUUCAGGUCUCCUGGAUUGAUGAUACGUCGGCAUUUGUGUCACUUAGUCAACCCGAGCAAGUACAAAUCGCUGUUAAUACCAGCAGGUAUGCAGAAAGCUACAGGAUCCAGACCUACGCAGAAUACAUUGAGAAAAAGCAUGAAGAAAAGAGGCAAGGAAAGAGGAAAUGGACUGAAGACAGCUGGAAGGAGAUGGAAGCAAAGCGGUUAAAACCACAGGCUGUGCCCUAUGUCCUGCAAAGCCGGUACUGCAGUUUCACCAGUUUUACAGCAUCCAGUGCUGUGGGAAAGAGGAGUAUGAGUCCUAUUCAAGAGGAGAGUGGCUGUGACGAGGUCGAGGAAGCAACACAGGAUCCCUCUGACUCAUUUGAGGAAUCUGCAGAAGAGAAGAAGAAAAAGGCCAAGAAGUUCAAGAGAGCCAAAAGGGAGCAGGACUCAACAGGAGGUGUUGACAGUGCUUCCUCGGCACUUUUCGAAGUCCCUGACAUGUGGUAGCCGUCAGCUGUCCCAGCACAAAGCGGACUUUGGUUCAAAGUGAUCUGUGGCAUGUGUGCCUCAGAAGCCAUACUUUAUUUAAAUAAAGUGGGGUUUAUUUAAAACAAAAGGAAAAGAAGCAGCAGGAUGUCUUUUGGAAAUCAGUUUAAUUUUUUAAACUGUCUCCUGAACAAUCAUUGUCGCAGUUUUUGUGUGUGUAUACACGUCAGUUAUGUUGAUGUGAAAUAUUUGCUGUUGUAAGCACUAGACCUAAAAGCAAGAUGGGUGUUAGCUUGAAUCACCUUGAUACAGCAUGUAGCCCAUGAAAUCUGCCAGAGGAACCUGUCCGUGUUGUGAUUUCGCUCUUCCGCUUCCUGUCGUGUGCACAGGCCCUCAUACACCAUUCAGCCCUAUCAGUCACUUAACGCUUCCUCUAUUGAUUUCCAGCAAACACAGUGUGCCUCAGCCAGCUUCUCACCCUCCCGCAAUGAAAAUAAUGUUAAACUGAUCAUCUUUUGGGAAAUGUGGUCCUAAACUUCACAUUUUGUUUGGGAGUCAUAGGCUAGGGAGAGCAGGAAGUGAAUGGGUGGCAUGGUCUUCUUUCCCAGCUCCUGUUACCUUAGCUUGGGGGGGGGGGAUCUAUUUCAAAGCACAGACAAGAAGCCUGUGACAUUCACCAGCCUCCCUUCGUCUAAAAAAAAAAAAGUCUGCUUUGGUAGAUUUCAUAAACUUUGUUUCAUAUUUAACAUUUUUUGUAUCAUGGAAUUAAGAAUGAAAAAAAAUGUAUUUCCAUAAAAUGAAAAUUAAAGAAUUUUUUUCUUAGGAACCAAAAAUGGUUAUUUC
Eublepharis macularius is the source of this 2855-nucleotide messenger RNA. RefSeq names its product poly(A)-specific ribonuclease (gene PARN). Gene Ontology annotation, biological process: nuclear-transcribed mRNA poly(A) tail shortening. Lineage: Eukaryota; Metazoa; Chordata; Lepidosauria; Squamata; Eublepharidae. Gene Ontology annotation, molecular function: poly(A)-specific ribonuclease activity; metal ion binding; RNA binding. The coding region runs from base 129 to 2033 and encodes 634 amino acids. The record is from RefSeq and is a predicted model, not a curated record. The transcript has 24 exons. Gene Ontology annotation, cellular component: cytoplasm; nucleus.